AAGGAAGUCUCCAAUCAGCGGCGACGAACGGAGUAAUUGGGAGGGGCGAGGGGCGUGGCCUCUCAACCUCGCGUCAACGACCAAAAGGGAAGAGGGAAGACGAAACCCCCUCAAAAUCUAGACGGUCCCGAGGCGUGGCAGGUUCGAAUCCCGCCUCCCCAUUUCCCCCGCCUCGUUGUGAGGGGCCUGAGGUAAAUUAAUAACGAUAGUUUAAAAGGAAUUUGCCAGGAGGGAGCCGUUGGUGAGGAAAACCUAUGACUGUAUUAUUAUUAUCAUUCCAGGAAGUGAGAGUUCCCUAUCCCAUAAUACGCCCCUCGACCCUCGCGCAGCCCGCCAAUCUCCCCUAUAAUGGGAUGGCUUAAGGUACCUGUGUCAAAAAAACGGGGUGGGGGGGCUCAAAGAAAAUGGGGUGAGGGGAACUCAAAUCCCCUCCCUAAUAAUAAUAAUAAUAAUAAUAAUAAUAAUGUCAUACUAUACCUCGGGGGGGAAAUACCACGAGUAUCCUAAACUUCCUCCAACAUCCUGGUAUGUCAUAGUAAUAGUAAUAAUAAUAAUAAUAAUAAUAAUGUAUUAUUUAUACCCCACCCAUCUGGCUGGGCUUCCCCAGCCACUCUGGGCGGCUUCCAAAAAAAUAUUAAAAUACUGUAAUACAUCAAACAUUAAACGCUUCCCUAAACAGGUCUGCCUUCAGGUGUCUUCUAAAAGUCUGGUAGUUGUUGUUCUCUUUGACAUCUGGUGGGAGGGCGUUCCACAGGGCAGGCGCCACCACUGACAAAGCCCUCUGCCUGGUUCCCCGUGACUUGGCUUCUCGCAGGGAGGGAACCGCCAGAAGGCCCUCAGGAGAUGGACCCAGGUGUCUGGGCUGAGUGAUGGGGGUGGAGACGCUCCUUCAGGUCUACUGGACCGAGGCCGUUUAUUAUUAUUAUUAUUAUUAUUAUUAUUAAUUAGAUUUAGUAUUGUUGUUGUUGUUGUUUAGUGGUGUCCGCCUCUUUGUGACCCAUGGACCAGAGCACGCCAGGCCCUCCUGUCUUCCACUGCCUCCCGCAGUUUGGUCAAACUCAUGCUGGCAGCUUCGAGAACACUGUCCCACCAUCUCGUCCUCUGUCUUCCCCUUCUCCUUGUGCCCUCCAUCUUUCCCAACAUCAGGGUCUUUUCCAGGGAGUCUUCUCUUCUCCUGAGGUGGCCAAAGUCUUGGAGCCUCAGCUUCAGGAUCUGUCCUUCCAGUGAGCACUCAGGGCUGAUUUCCUUCCGAAUGGAGAGGUUUGAUCUUCUUGCAGUCCAUGGGACUCUCAAGAGUCUCCUCCAGCACCAGAAUUCAAAAGCAUCAAUUUUUCGGUGAUCAGCCUUCUUGAUGGUCCAGCUCUCACCAUACAUCACUGCUGGAAAAACCAUAGACUGAACUAUACGGACCUUUGUCGGCAAGGAUUGUCCUAAUACAUAUACUUUUGUUGUUGUUUAGUCAUUUAGUCGUUUCCGACUCUUCGCGACCCCCUGAACCAGAGCACGCCAGGCCCUCCUGUCUUCCACUGCCUCCCGCAGUUUGGUCAAACUCAUGCUGGUCACUUCAAGAACACUGUCCCACCAUCUCGUCCUCUGUCGUCCCCUUCUCCUUGUGCCCUCCAUCUUUCCCAACAUCAGGGUCUUUCCCAGGGAGUCUUCUCUUCUCAUGAGGUGGCCAAAGUCUUGGAGCCUCAGCUUCAAGAUCCAUAGCUUUAACUAUACGGACUUUGGCAGCAAAGUGAAGUCUCUGCUUUUUAAGAUGUUGUCUAGGUUUGUCAUCGCUUUUCUCCCAAAAAGCAGGCGUCUUUUAAUUUCAUGACUGCUGUCACCAUCUGCAGAAUGGAGAUUUAUUAUUAUUUAUUUAAUUUCUAUUUAAUUUCUAUACUGUUUCGAAGAAAAAAUCUCAAAGCGGUUUACAGCAUAUCAAAUCAAUAAAGCAUAAAUAAAAUUUAUGUUUAUAUAUACAGUAUAUGUGUGUGUACAGAGAGAGAGAGUUUUUAUGAAAUUUUCUGUUUUACCAUUUUUAAGUAAUGUACUCAUUUUUACAUCCUUAUGAUAACGACUUCCCUUCUUCUCUUUCCAUUGUUCAUUUUACAUAUCUCUACAUAUUUUGUAGAAACUAUACCAUUCGGUUUUCCAUUAUUCCAUCCAUCAAAACUUAUUUACACUGUUGGAUUUAUCUUAAUGCUGCCAGCGUUUUCAGAUGCAUAGAUUGUUAUUUAUUAUUUGUAUACCGCCCUUAAUCGGUUCAUGGAAUAAAAAACCAGUCGAAGGCGCUUUAUUGCGCUGGUGGGAGAUAUUUGGGUUCCUUUAUUACUGAUAUUAUUAUUAUUAUUACUGAUAUUAUAUUCCUUUAUUACUGAUAUUAUUAUUAUGAGCUUUGAUGAGAGUCUUGAUGUGAGUACAGGACACUGGGCUGGCCUGAUCCAGUUACGCUCUUCUUAGGUUCUUCAUUGGACGAGGCUGCUUUUCACAGUAUCGGAGAGUCGGAAGGCACUCCAAGCGUCGCCUAGCCCCUGCAAUGCAGGAAUCGCCGUUUUACAAGCGAAGGUGCAGUAAUGGGAUAUUUUGUCUUUUCAGAUCCUUGAACCCUGGCGGUCACCAGCCCUCACCUCAAAUCCUCGCUUGCCCGCUAUCCUCCAUGAACGGCAACCAUGAAGAAGGCAAAGUACAUCCUUUGCACGUGGAAGAAGCGGUGGUGGCCUGCAAAGGUGAUACUCAUUUGAACAUCUCGGGACCUUUUUAUCUCCUUUCUGUUUGCUUUGCUCCCCAUCUCUACCAGUGGCUGCUAUGGGAAGGCGAUCAGUAUAUCUGAAGGAGCGUCUCCACCCCCAUCGUUCUACCCAGACGCUGAGGUCCAGCACCGAGGGCCUUCUGGCGGUUCCCUCACUGCAAGAAGCCAAGUUACAGAGAACCAGGCAGAGGGCCUUCUCGGUGGUGGUGCCCGCCCUGUGGAACGCCCUCCCACCAGAUGUCAAAGAGAAUAACAACAACCAGACUUUUAGAAGACACCUGAAGGCAGCCCUGCUUAGGGGAAGCUUUUAAUGUUUGAUGUAUUAUAGUAUUUUAAUAUUUUUUUGGAAGCCGCCCAGAGUGGCUGGGGAAGCCCAGCCAGAUGGGCGGGGUAUAAAUAAUAAAUUAUUAUUAUUAUUAUUAUUACUAUUACUAUGCCAUACCAGGAUGUUGGAGGAAGUUUAGGAUACUCGUGGUAUUUCCCCCCGAGGUAUAGCACGGGGUCUCUGGCAGCAUUGAUGGGUUGUCCCACCAGCAGGCCUCCCUCCCCACUUGGAUCGGGACCCAAGCAGCUUCCUGCAGCCCCUCAGCCAAUUUAUUUAUUUAAAGGUGUUUAUUUAUUUAAAGGUGAACCUGCUUUUGCCAACUGGGGCUCCUUCAGGAGGAAGGGCAAGUUAUAAUUCAAUAAAUAAAAAAAAUCGGAUAUGUCUCUUCUUCUUAUCUAUUAUCUAUUAUUUAUCGAAUUUAUAUACCGCCCUAUACCCAGAGGUCUCAUGGCGGUUCACAGAAAAGGAAAGGAGUAAGAGAAAAAUAUUAAGACUGAAAUCCUAAGCACGUUUAUUUGGAAGUAAAUUCCACGCAAAUAAAUGUGGAAUAUCAGCAUUAAAUGCACUGUAUCCUACAGGUCACUGCAGUGGAGUUGAAAUUAGCUUGGGCGCAAAUUGUAACAGCGAUGACAGUAGCGCAAAGAAAAAGAACACAACUUAUGUUUUCGCUUGCAUGUUAGGCCGGGAUCACUGUUUUUAAAAAUCCACAAUUUUCAAACAGACGCAUAGGCACCAUUCUGUGACCCCCAUCACUAUUCCAGAAUUAAAUGUCCACUUUACUAUUUCAAGUGAUAAGAUUACUUAAAGUGAAGGAAAUUAUUAACCUUUAUUAUUAUUAUUAUUAUUAUUAUUAGUGCGACCUACAUCUUUUUCUUGUCUUUACACCGUUCUGUUUUGUUGAGACCUGCCCUGUGGGACCUUAACGUUAAGAAAUCUCACAAGCGUACGUUGCGUUCCUGCAUCCUUCAGGUUUUGUCCGCCGGCCGGACUUCCAGAAGGCGACAAGAUCCGAAGAGCACACCGACAACCCUUCUGGUUGAAAUUCUCUGCCUGAAUAAACAGUUAAGUUGCACGUCCAGCAUCUCAAGCUCCCUUGUUGAAGUUGACGCUGCUGGACGGGACCACGGUAUGGUGGGGGUAGGGACGUGGGUUGCGCUGUGGUCUAAACCACUGAGCCUCUUGGGCUUGCCGAUUGGAAGGUCGGCGAUUCGAAUCCCUGCGCUGGGGUGAGCUCCUGUUGUUCUGUCCCAGCUCCUGCCAACCUAGCAGUUUGAAAGCACACCAGCGGAAGUAGAUAAAUAGGUAUCGCUGCGGCGGGAAGGUAAACGGCAUUUCCAUGCGCUCUGGUUUCUGUCACGGUGUCCCAUUGGUUUAGUCCUGCUGCCCACAUGAUGUGGAAAGCUGUCUGCAGACAAACACUGGCUCCCUCAGCCUGAAAGCGAGAUGAGCGCCACAAUCCCACAGUCGCCUUUGACUGAACUUAACCGUCCAGGGGUACUUUACCUUUACCUUAUGGUGGGGGUGUUUAACUGCUUUCUCUCACUUCUUAAAAGGAUUGUUGUGCGCCACGCAGACGUCAAACCUUUGCAGGAGGAGGACAUCAACAGCAUCGCCUCUCGGUUAGGUGGCCAACCCGACGCCUCAGAAGGUAUUUCCCGGGGCACAACCUGAGCACAAGAGCCUUCUCUCCUCCCUUGUCUUCCAGCGACUGGGAUCCAGAAUUAUUUGAUAACGAUGAUGAUGAUUUAUUAGAUUUAUAUACAGUGGCACCUUGGUUCUCGAACAUGCUACGUUAUGGAAGUUGGAAAACCAAAGCGCAGCUUCCGAUUCGCACAAGUGCCCCAGGAACAAUAGGCGACAGCCGCAUCAGACGUUCGGCUUCCAAAAAAAGUUCACAAACCAAAGCAUUUACUUCCGAGUUUGUGGCGUUCAGGUUCCGAUUUGAUCGUCAGCUAAGCCGUUUGAGAACCAAGGUUCCACUGUACCACCCUUCAUAAAAAGAUCUCGGGGCAGUUAACAACACAAGUGAGCAACACGAAUAAAUAGUUAAAGCAGGGGGGAAACCAAUAACACCUCCUUCCCAAAAACACAUUUAAAAGGCUGUAUAAUAGUAAUCAGGGACGCGGGUGGCGCUGUGGGUUAAACCACAGAACCUAGGACUUGCCGAUCGGAAGGUCGGAGGUUCGAAUCCCCAUGAUGGGGUGAGCUCCCGUUGCUCGGUCCCUGCUCCUGCCAACCUAGCAGUUCGAAAGCACAUCAAAGUGCAAGUAGAUAAAUAGGUACCACUCCGGCGGGAAGGUAAACGGCGUUUCCGUGCGCUGCUCUGGUUCGCCAGAAGCGGCUUAGUCCUGCUGGCCACAUGACCCGGAAGCUGUACGCCGGCUCCCUCAGCCAGUAAAGCGAGAUGAGCGCCGCAACCCCAGAGUCGGCCACGACUGGACCUCAUGGUCAGGGGUCCCUUUACCUUUUACCUUUAUAAUAGUAAUCAGCCCAAGGCCUGGUUGAAGAGAAACUUUUCUGCCUGCUGUCUAAAAAUAUACAAGGAGAUGGGCUUCAGAAGCCUGUGUAUAGUGGUACCUCAGUUGUCGAAUGUAAUCUGUUCUGGAAGACCGCUCGACUUCCGAAACGUCUUGACAACUGAGGCCCAAAGGGGGGUCGGCAAAGUCAGUGGAGAAAACUGAAAAAACCCGCAGCGGCAGCCGUUCGACUUCCGAGGCACGUUUGAAAACAGAAGCAUUUACUUCCGGGUUUUCGGCGUUUAGAGAGUGAAACGUCCCAUUGUGCCAGAAGCGGUUUAGUCCUGAUGGCCACAUGACCCGGAAAGCUGUCUGCGGACAAACGCCGGCUCCCUCGGCCUGAAAGCGAGAUGAGCGCCACAACCCCAUAGUCGCCUUUGACUGGACUUAACCAUCCAGGGGUCCUUUACCUUUACCUUCUACCAAGGGUGGGGGCUAUUGGCCCUUUGGGCAUAGCCAAGCUGGAGGUCCAAUCCCUGUAGCUAUCCAGCGAGGAGGGGAGGAAAAUCGCUGCAAAUCUCUCCCCUAGUGUUUCCAUCUGGUUACGAUGGUCUCGUUUGUAUGCCGCCCUUUCCCUCUGCAAGCAGCUCAGAGAGAAAUGACACAGGGGUGGCCGGGGUGGGGGUAGUUGAGGGCAAACUCAGCUUCUGAGUCUUUCGACUGAAUUAUUGUAACUUGCUCUACGUGGGGCUGCCCUUGCGACUGACCCAGAAACUCCAGCGGGUGCAGAAUGCCGUGGCGAGACUCCUUACAGGGUCCUCGCCACGGGAUCACAUUCACCCAGUGCUAUACCAGCUGCACUGGCUCCCGGUGGAGUACAGGAUCAGGUUUAAGGUACUGGUUUUAACCUUUAAAACCCUAUGCAACCUAGGAUCCUCGUACCUACGGGACCGCCUCUCCUGGUAUGUCCCACGGAGGACAUCUUGGAGGUCCUGGGCCACAGAGAGGUUAGGCUGGCCUCAACCAGAGCCAGGGCUUUUUCGGCUGUGGCUCUGAUCUGGUGGAACACUCUGUCCCAAGAGACUAGGGCCCUGCAGGACUUGACAUCUUUCCGCAGGGCCUGCAAGACAGAACUGUUCCACCAGGCUUUUAGCCAGGGCACAGCCUGACCCCCUCCUUUGGCAAUCCUCACAGAACUCCAGCCCAAUGGUUGCCAUGAAUCUGAUAUGAACUGAUUUUAUAAUGAAACGAUUUUAGAAUGUUGUAUCAUUUUACUGUUGUUAGCCGCUCUGAGCCCGGCUUCGGCUGGGGAGGGCGGGAUAGAAAUAAAAUUUUAUUAUUUAUUAUUAUUAUUAUCUCAACAGGUCAGAGCAAGAAAAACCGCAAAGCCAUAGAUGAGCUGAUCUACCGGCAUGCUCUGCGGAAAGCCCUGGAUAUCCUGAGCGGAAACUCCGUCUCACCCAAGGGGCGGAAAGGAAAAGCAUCACCCCAGAAGGUCACCCCCGCCGGAGCGUCACCGGGGCGUCCGGCUAAGUGUCGCCAGCUCCAGUCUUCAAGGGACCCGCACGAGGGAGAAAGCAGGGAGAGUACCGUCGCGUGUUGCCUCGGCUCCAAGGCAUCUCCCAUCUCUAAACCACAACACUUUGGGGAGGCAGCUGGCCAGAACUGCUCCUUUUCCGAAGCAGCAAUGACCGUAACUCCCCAGAAACAGCAGGAACCGUCGCCCAAAUCUGACGCAGGCCGGAGGCAGCUGCGGUCCUUUAAGGAGAGGGGCGAGGGGCGCUGCCAGUCUCGGGGCAGGUCUGGCAAGGGCAGCGGCUUCCCCUCCCCAAACAGAACGAGCACCCCGGCGGCCGCCUCUCGAAAGCCCCGGCCCAGGUUCACCAAGUCGGGCGCGGGGCCCGGGGUGCGGAAGAAACUGCUGGGCUCCCCCGCCAGGUGCGUUUCAUCUGAACCAGCCAGGGAAGAGGAAGGAGGGAGAUACAGCAGAGGCCCCAAUGGCAGCAGGCGCCCGAAGGGAACGCGGCGGAAACGGAGUCGAGGAAGGAGUUGUCCAGGGGACUUGAACUCCUCUGCAGAGUCUCUUUCAGGAGGCAAGGCGGGGCAGAGGCAGGAUGCGUCCUUCAGCGUGAAACAGUUCCAGCUUCUGGAUUCUGAAGACGAAGAAGGUAGCUUGCAUGCUUUGGCAGGGUGGAGGAAGGUGUUUGUGUGUUUGUAGUAAUGCUCCGGCCACGCGCCCCUCCCUCACCUGUCCUUACCAUCCAGCUGGAUCAGGUUUAGAGAAACGGCGACCGGCAGCAUAUACUUUUUUACAGGACAAAACGCAUCAAAAAAGGUAUCGCAUGUUUUGCUCUAUAAGACUCACUUUUUCCCUCCUAAAAAGUAAGGGGGAAUGUGUGUGCGUCUUACGGAGCGAAUGCAGGCUGCACAGCUAUCCCAGAAGCCAGAACAGCAAGAGGGAUUGCAGCUUUCACUGCGCAGCGAUCCCUCUUGCUGUUCUGGUUUCUGAGAUUCAGAAUAUUUUUUUUUCUUGUUUUCCUCCUCCAAAAACUAGGUGCGUCUUGUGGUCUGGUGUGUCUUAUAGAGUGAAAAAUACGGUAGUUGCUGCCACCACUCGCCUGUACCAGGGCACCAGAAGACAUAACCCAAGGGAGAAGGUUAUACUUCCUAGUUACCGGCUGCCCCACCCCGCAAAUUGUUUCCACAAAAUGCGGGCAGAAAUUCAACAGAUGUAACGGAACUCAGACCCAAUCACAAUUCUUGAUUAUGUUUAAAUUCACCAGUGGUCAGCUAGUUGGCUAAUAAUUAUAACUUGUGACAGCUGAGCUCGUUAGUUCCCAGGACUUUGGAUCAAAGAGUUCCUCCCUUCCUCAGACAUUUACCAGCUACACAUUCCCAGAGUGAUUAGGGUGGAUAACAACACUAUUUGGGUGUGAAUGAGUUAGGUACCAGGUGUCAGAGGACCACUAAUCAAGCUGGAAAAGUUCCUUCCUGAGAUAAGCAACUUCACACAUUUGGAGACUGUUAGUCUGCAGUGUUAAAGCAACAAGAACCCAUUCCCCAUAAAUCUUAUGGCUUUUGAACUUCCCAUAAUACUUUGCUGCUUACUUGACCAAAGUUUGGUCUAUUGAAAUUUCCUAACUUCGCUACAGUGCUGGAAUGGCGUUGAUCCUAGAAUCAAAGAAUUGUAGAGUUGGGAAGGGACCACGGUCAUCCUCUACUCCAACCCUCUGCAAUGCAGUAAUCUUUUGCCCAGGGUGGGACUCGAACCCACAACCCUGUUGAUUUAACAAUAAUAAUAGUUUUUAUUUAUACCCCGCCCUCCCCAGCCAAGGCCGGGCUCAGGGCGGCUAACAAGCAAUAAUAAAAACAAAUUGAGUGAAUACAACUUUAAAACAAGAUUAAAUACAACAAUUAAAAUAUUGAAAUAUUAAAAUGCAGCCUCAUCACAGGAGGAGAAAGGAAAAAGAAAGAGGGGGAGGGAAUCAAAUUGGCUCCAAGCCAAAGGCCAGGCGGAACAACUCUGUCUUACAGGCCCUGCGGAAAGAAGUCAGAUCCUGCAGGGCCCUGGUCUCAUGAGGCAGAGCGUUCCACCAGGCCGGAGCCACUGUUGAAAAGGCCCUGGGCUCUGGUUGAAGCUAAUCUAACUUCCUUAGGGCCCAGGACCACUAGGGUGUUGCUAUUUAUGGACCUUGAGGCUCUCCAUGGGGCAUACCGGGAGAGGCGGUCCCAUAGAGUCUCAUGCUCCACCAACUGAGCUGUCUCUCAGGCCAGGAGAGAAUUCACCAGAAUUCAAAAGCAUCAAUUCUUCGGCGAUCAGCCUUCUUUCUGGUCCAGCUCUCACUUCCAUACAUCACUACUGGGAAAACCAUAGCUUGAACUAUACGGACCUUUGUUGGCAAGGUGAUGAAGAUCUCAGUACUCUGUAGUAAAAGCUGAAAUUGAUUAAUGCCUUUUCCUUUGACAGGAUUCGCACCUGCCUCUUCCCUGCGGCUUAGCCCCAUCGGGAGGUACAGUCACAGCCCAGCUUCCAGGGACGAUGAGGAUGAGGAACUCCCCAGCAUCCUCUUGCACCCAGGUGAGGCCCGUUCUCCAUCUUUCGGCACGGCCCAGUUGCACCGGCGUUUUUCCCGAGCCCAAUCUUAACCUUUUAAAGCAGGCGUGGGGAGCGUUUGGCCUUUGGCCGCUAACCCUGUGAGGUAGGUCAGGCUGUAAGGUGGCGAUUGGCAAGGUUCACGCCUAGGGAGCUUAAUGCGGCCGAGCGGGGAUUUGAACCGUGGUCUUUCUCAGGUCCUAGUCCAGCAAUGAAUGAAUGAAUGAAUCUUUAUUUGUGUCGGCCAUAGCAAUAAAUCAACAAUGUUGUUGUUGUUUAGUCGUUUAGUCGUGUCCGCCUCUUCGUGACCCCCUGGACCAGAACACGCCAGGCACUCCUGUCUUCCACUGCCUCCCGCAGUUUGGUCAGACUCAUGUUUGUAGCUGCGAGAACACUGUCCCACCAUCUCGUCCUCCGUCGUCCCCUUCUCCUUGUGCCCUCCAUCUUUCCCAACAUCAGGGUCUUUUCCAGGGAGUCUUCUCUUCUCAUGAGGUGGCCAAAGUAUUGGAGCCUCAGCUUCAGGAUCUGUCCUUCCAGUGAGCAGUCAGGGCUGAUUUCCUUAAGAAUGGAGAGGUGUGAUCUUCUUGCAGUCCAUGGGACCCUCAAGAGUCUCCUCCAGCACCAUAAUUCAUAAUGUUCAGAAACCAAGGCGCAGCUUCUGAUUGGCGCAGGUGCCCCAGAAACAAUAGCCAACAGCAGCAGCGGGCGCUCAGCGUUCGAAGAACGUUUCCGGAAACCCUAAAUGUCUCAGAAACCAAGCAGCUUGAUUGGCAGGUGCUCCGUGAAACAAUAGCCAACAGCAGCAGCGGACGUUAGCUCCGGGUCCUGAAACUGAACACGCAGCUUCUGAUUAGGCGCGCAGGUGCCCCAGAGCAAUAGCCAGCAGCAGCGGCGGACGUUGGCUCGAAAAACCGUUUGAAAACCGGAACUUAAUUCCAGGUUUUCUGUGUGUUGAGUGAGAAGUGAAGCUACAGGGAACCAGGCAGAGGGCCUUCUCGGUGGUGGCGCCCGCCCUGUGGAAUGCCCUCCCAUCAGAUGUCAAGGAAAUAAACAACUACCUGACUUUUAGAAGACAUCUGAAGGCAGCCCUAUUUUGGGAAGUUUUUAAUAUUUGAUGUUUUAUUUUUAAUAUCCUGUUGUGAGCUGCCCAGAGUGACUGGAGAAACCCAGCCAGAUGAGUGGGGUAUAAAUAAUAAAUUACUAUUACUAUUACACCUUUCUCUCCACUGAGCACAAGGUGGUACACCUUCUUUAAUCCUCACAACAACCCUGUGAGGUAGGCCAGCCUGAGAGGCAUAGCUGUCAAGUGUCCCUUAUUUGGAGGGACAGUCCCUUAUCCCAGCGCUGUGUCCCGCUGCUGUCCCUUAUUGAUGAUGUCCCUUCAAUUUCCCGGGUUUCAAAGGAAGCAGCUCCUCUCCCUCCCUCCCUGCUGGCCAGGGAGGAGGGAGGCUCCAACUGUGUUGCUUGGCUGCGUUGCUCACCCAAUAAGGAGCCUAAGAACGACUGGGGGGGUGGAGCUUGCAUGCCUUGUGCCAAUCAAAUCGGCCGUCUUGCCUGGGGACUCGCCUUUGCUCAGCGCUUCCCAGCGGAGAGGUGACGGUGGUUUUCCUUGCUGCAUCCCCUUUGCCGGGUUGCUGAGCUGUGGGAACCACCGCUUGAGGCUUCGUUUGGCUGCUGGCUGGGUAUAAUGGUAUGGGGUUGCUCGUGCGUAAGAUGCCGCCUCUCCUGGCUAUGUUGCCUUGUUAAACCUUUCUGUCUGGACAGCCCUUCAAUUCGUGGCUGCCUCAGUCGCUAGCAGAAUCCGUCAGUGGGUGUUUCUUAAACCUUUUCCAACAUAAAAGUUGUUUGACACCCAGUCUCCUCCUCCUUUCUCUGCGCGGAAGUCUUCUGCACAGGGAGGGCGUGGGUAGCGGAGGACCAGUGCUCUCCCCGCUGGUGGCCGGUGAAGAGUCUGGGAGCCCUCUCUCCGAUUCCCCCAUCUGCCCCUCCUUAUUCCUGGUGUUGCACUGAAUUGCUUCCCCAUCUGCUGAGCUGCCUCUCUCCCUGCUGGGCCCUUCUCCAGCAUCAUUAGAGAGCCUCCCCUCCACCUCUAGCUCCGAUGUCAGUUCCCUGACACUGGGCUUUCUGCCUUUGGCUCAGAGGGGCUCAGAAGUCGAACAUACCUGUGCUCUGAAAAUCCCUUAUUUUGGCUGCUGGCCCCUUAUUUUCGAGGCUGCUGGUCCCUUAUUUUCAAAUCUGUGGUUGACCCCCACAGUCACACCCAGCAAUCUCCAUGGCCCAGUGGAGUUCCGAACCCGUCUCCCAGGUCCUAGUCCGAUACUCUAACCACUACACCACACUGCCUUAACCCGGAAGGGAAGGGAAAUUCCCCGUUCCGGCCUCAACCUCUGUUUCCGUUCUGCCUUUAGAGCCCUGUACCAUCAAAGCCGGGAUGCUGGUUUGGUGCCGGAUGCCCAGACAACCCUUUUGGCCAGCAGUGGUAAGAAUGAAAACGUUCUGUCUUGUUGCGUCUUUGUGGAAGGGGACUGUUCUCCCGGCCUUCCUGCAAGGGGAUGGGGUAGGCAUGAAACUGGAGUUUCCUCUUCCCAACAGGUGAAAAGAGUGCAGCAGAAAGCCAGGAAGGCCAACGUCAUCCUCAUCCAGGACACUUUGAGCAUGAAAUCCAAAGGGUAAGUGCAGCUUAAAUGCAGUCCCGGUCUGGCUUCCGAUCACCCAUUGGCUGAGCUGCUCUGAUGCCCGGCAUGUUCACAGAGCUUUCUCUAAACUGCUCCUACAGGCAACGGCAGAAAAAAACCAACUUAUUUCUGCUCUGCUUUCUCAGCAAGGAGUGUUGGGUGCGUGUUGGGUGUAGGUCUGAAUUCGAAACCCUUCUCGCCCAUUGCUGAAUAAAUAAUAAUCAUAAUAAAAUUUUAUUUAUAUCUCGCCCUCCCCAGCCGAAGCCGGGCUCAGAGCGGCUAACAACAGUAAAAUGAUACAACAUUCUAAAAACAUUUCAUUAUAAAACCAGUUCAAAUCAGAUUCAUGGCAACCAUUGGGCUAGAGAUCUGUGAGGAUUGCCAAAGGAGGGGGUCAGGCUGUGCCUUGGCCAAAGGCCUGGUGGAACAGCUCUGUCUUGCAGGCCCUGCAGAAAGAUGUCAAGUCCCACAGGGCCCUGGUCUCUUGGGACAGAGCGUUCCACCAGAACGGAGCCACAGCCGAAAAAGCCCUGGUUCUGGUUGAGGCCAGCCUAACCUCUCUGUGGCCUGGGACCUUCAAGAUGUUUUUAUUUGAAGACCGUAAGGUCCUCCGAGGGACAUACCAGGAGAGGCGGCCCCAUAGGUACGAGGGACCUAGGCCGUAUAGGGCUUUAAGGGUUAAAACCAGCACCUGAAACCUGAUCCUGUACUCCACCGGGAGCCAAUAAUUUUUGGACUUGUUUAGUCGUGUCCGACUCUUCGUGACCCCAUGGACCAGAGCCCGCCAGACUUCGAGAACACUGUCCAUCCACCAUUAUUAUUAACAACGCUGUGCUUGGGCCUUUGGAGGGAUCUCUCCCCUUUGUUGUUGUUGUUUAGUCGUGUCCGCCUCUUCGUGACCCCCUGGACCAGAGCACACCAGGCACUCCUGUCUUCCACUGCCUCCCGCAGUUUGGUCAAACUCAUGCUGGUAGCUUCGAGAACACUGUCCCACCAUCUUGUCCUCUGUCGUCCCCUUCUCCUUGUUCCCCUCCAGGGACUGGUGGGGGUGAUUUUUAGAGAACCAAAGGGGGAGAGCCCCCCAAAAAUGUUGGGGAACCACUGACUAAAACGCUUUGCUUCUCUCCAGUAUCUAGCCAUCUGUGUUCUUGCGGCCGUCAGUAAGAUUUUUCUACUUGCUAACCCAUCGUAUCCCUUUCCCUUUCCCUCCGCCUUCCCCCUGCAGCUUCUGCACCUCGUUCAGAAACCUGAAACACUACGAAUGCAAGGAGAAGGGAAAACUGAUAGUAAGUUUUAAACGGCAAAGGUGUGAGCUUCUUUUUUUUUUAUAUGAUUUUUAUUAAUUUACCAAUAAAAACAAAUUUAUAUCAUUAAACAUCAAAAACUCAUCGCACAUCUUUUUUUUUCUUUUAGACUUCCAUCAGCCUGUCUGAUAAAUUUCCGUAAUUAUCACAAAUCUUCACAUUUCUUAAUUUAUAUUGCACUAUAUAUAUCUUAUCUUACCAUGUUGUUUAAACAAUAUUUCUACCAAAUCUUCUUACAGAGCUUCUUGAAAACUUACAAACGUUAUAUCAUUAUCACAAAUAUUUUUAAUAUAUUCUGUAAAUUUACUCCAGUCCUCAGUGAAUCUUUGGUCUCGUCGGUUGUGAAUCCUCCCUGUCAAUCUGUCCAGUUCCGCGUAAUCCAUUAAUUUCGAUCUCCAUUCUUCAAUCGUAGGCAUUUCUUCUUGUUCCCAUUUCUGGGCCAAAAGAGUUCUAGCUGCUGUUAUCGCAUACAGAAAUACUUUCUGAUCGUUCCUUUUUAUUUCACCACCUAAAAUUCCUAAUAGAAAUGCUUCUGGUUUUUUUUAACAAAUGUAUAUUUCAGUAUUUUCUUUAUCUCAUUAUAUAUCAUUUCCCAGAAGCACUUCAUUUUUUUUACAUUCCCACCACAUAUGAUAAAAUGUCCCUUCUUUCUCCUUACAUUUCCAACAUUUAUUACUCACCUUAUACAUCUUACUUAAUUUAACUGGUGUUAUAUACCAUCAAUAUAUCAUUUUCAUAACAAAAGGUGUGAGCUUCUUGGGGGGGGGGCGCGUGAUCCUUGGUUUCUGCUCUGCAUUUGUGUCUUCCACAAAAAGCACUGCUUGUGUUCCCCAGGGGAGAUAAUAUUCUGUUUCUUUUCCUGUUUUGCUAUGACUUUGCCCCCAGGCCAGAGCCAAAGAGAGUCACCCCCACGAUAUCGACUGGUGCAUCAAGUUGAUAACAGACUACCUAGUUCGAGUAGGUAAGCUUAGCCAGCGGAGUGGGGAUGGGGGGUGAGGAGUGUCUUCUCUUUCCAGUAGCAAAAGAUCUCUGUAUUCUGUUUCUUCCUGUGCUGGUCCCAUGGGUUACCCGAGAGGCGAGGUCCAAGUCCUGUCCGUGGGCAAAGGUGCAACGUGGAGGCAGUCCGUAGUUGCUGAAGUUGGGUGCAGGGCAGGGAGUCGGCUGAAGUCAGGAACAGGCUUGCAAGCAGGGAGCCAGGGCAGGGCAGGAGCUCAGGCAGAAAAGCAGGACAGGGUUCAGGCAGGAACUAGCAACCAACAAUGUUGCUCCCGCAACUUGGGACUGGGGCUGGCUUGCUUUUAUCUGCCCUGAGGCAUAGGGCAGCCCCGAUCCUCUGGUGACUCGCCUCUCCUGGCCUGGAGGCGAGCCCUCCUCCUGCGGGAACUUAGUUCCCUCCGCCUCUCUGCCCUGAGCCUCUGCAGCUCAGGAGAGGCUGGAGGGUUACCGGACCCAGAGGCAACCUCAGCUUCCUCUGCCGGGGCUGAGAGUGGAGCACCUGCAGGCAAUGGGUCCUCCAUCACCUCAGGAACCAGAGCAGACUCACCUGAGGAUCCAGCACAGGUGAGGACCCUUCAGGCUCAUGCCCCAGCCCCAGCCCCGGCUCAGCUGGUUCUGGAGGCGGGGAAUCCUGUGCAGGCUGGGAUCCCUCAGGUUCAGCAUCCGAGUCUGAAUCCCAGGCCAUCACACUUCCUGUCUGCAGCUCCAUGUCUUUCUUUUUAUUUGUUUCGUAAAGCCCCCUAUACCUCUUGAUUGUGUAAAAUCCGCCGCAGAGGCGCCGCACAAAAGGAAAGGGAAGCUGGGAGGGAGGAGGAAGAAAGCAAGCUCUUGUAAUGGCCAGGUUGGGGGAGUUCAAGGGGAGGAGGAGAUGGAAGGAGAUACUCUCUCAGCAGAGCCAAUGAAGCCACAUGACAGACCCAUCUCUCUUCCCUUCCUCCCUCCCCACUGAAUAGCCUUGUGGCUGUCGGCAAGUAAAUAAGAGUUUAUUGUACAGUGGUACCUCGGUUUUCAAGCGUCUCGGAAGCCAAACGUUUUGGUUUUCAAACGCCGAAAACCCGGAAGUAAUUGCUUCCAUUUUUGAACGCACCUUGGAAGCCGAACCACUUCCGCUGCAUCUUUUUCAAUUUUUCCAGUUGAACUUGCAGCCAGCCCUUUGCGCCUCGGUUUCCAAACGUUUUGGAAGUCGAACGGUCUUCCGGAACGGAUUACGUUCGAGAACCAAGGUACCACUGUACUAGCCCAAAGGCCAUGACGAAACCGUACAAACGCCAUCAGAAGAAAAUAUAUACUGUACGAAUAAGCCAUCAGAACCAUAUAUUGCAAGGGAGACUGUAAAGGGAAACCUGGUGGCGUUUGGUAAUGUUAGAGUGUGACAAAGAGACAGUGCAGAAGUUCACUCAAUGUAUGACCACUCAAGCCUUGCUUUUAAAUCCAUGGUCGGCUUGGGAACAAAGUUCUGCGACGGCGUGACGUAACUUGAAAUCUCCAAAAUGGGAUUUAGUCGAGAAACCUUCCUCUUCUCUUCCUGUCCCCAGGCUGCGAAUCUUUCAUGGGGUCCUUCCUGGAGUAUUACGCCCACGAGAUGAGUGAGUAGUUCAUUGCCUAUUAAAACGCGCUGCUUUGAUUAAGUUUCCUAAGGAAGGAACAAAAUCAAAGAAGGUUCCCUUUGCAUGUACACACACAGCCAAGACCUCACUGUCUCCCAAUUUUUGUUUUUUUAAAAGUUCCUUUGGGGGAUUGGGGGUCUGUGGCUUCUUGGGACGUGGAUCUGCAGUAGGUGUUUUCCUUCUGGGGCAGUGAGACAAGUCCUAGCCAUUGUCAGUCUCCUCUCCUGCAAAAUGGGUAUUGUGCACGCGUUUCUUCUCCAUAGCGUGUCCCUUCCUGUCCAGUUUUGAUGUUUCACCAGAGGGAUGGGGAGGAAGGAACAUAAUAUUUGGCCCUCCAGUGUGGUGUAGUGGUUAAGAGCGGUAGUCUCGUAAUCUGGUGAACUGGGUUCGCGUCUCCGCUCCUCCACCUGCAGCUGCUGGGUGACCUUGGGCCAGUCACACUUCUCUGAAGUCUCUCAGCCCCACUAACCUCACAGACUGUUUGUUGUGGGGGAGGAAGGGAAAGGAGAAUGUUAGCCGCUUUGAGACUCCUUAAAAGGAGUGAAAGGCGGGAUAUCAAAUCCAAACUACUCUUCUUCUUCUUCUUCUUCUUCUUCUUCCUCCUCCUCCUCCGUGUGCCUCCUCCUCGAAAGGUCCGGAGGGUGGCAACACGAGAACGGGGCCUUCUCUGCAGUGGCUCCCCAUCUGUGGCAUGCUCUCCCCAGGGAAGUUCGCCUGGUGCCUUCACUAUACACCUUUAGGCGCCAGGCUAAAACAUUCCUUUUUAACCUGGGCUUUGGUUGGCCUGAUCAACUCCCCAUACCCUUUUAAAACGUGGCUCUUUAGAGGGGUGGCGCUAUUGUAUUUUUAUUUUAUAUAUUGUGAUUGAUUGAUUUUUUGAACCACCCUGAGACCUCCGGUAUAGGGCGGUUUAUAAAUUCAAUAAAUGAAUGAUUUUUUGUCCAUAAUACCUGAGAGAAAGGCAGGCUCUUUUCUGUCCCUUCCCGCAGAAACUGUGACAUUGCCUUAAGGAAUUAAACAUAUUAAUUCCAUAAGGGGAAGAUUUAAGGAUGUUAAUGUUUAAGUUAAACUUCAUAAGAAUUGGGAUUUGGAAAACCGUUAAAAGGACAUGCAAUGAAAUUCAACCAAGGGGAAGUCACUUAACAAAGUUAAUAAGUGUAAUUUUCAAUAAGGCUAUGAUUUAUGUUUGUUUGUCUUGUGUGUUUGUUUGUCUGUUUAUAAUAUUGUGAAAACCAGUAAAAAAAAAUUGGGGGGGGGGGGAAGAAACCGUGACAUUGCUGUCUGCUUUCCUCCCCCCGAGGCUACUCCGUCCGAACAGGCGUCCUCCACGAACCGCCGCAGGAGACCUUUCCAGAGGCGGAGGAAGUGGACCCGGGCAAGUCGCCGUCCGAGCCGUCGCCUGCUAAGCCCCCCAGGAAAGUCCUCCCAGACCGGGCUCGGGCCGCCCGGGACAAAGCCAACGAGCGCAUCGUCGAGUUCAUAGUGAAGUCCAAGGGGGCGGAUGACCACCUCCGCUCCAUCCUAAGGAGAAAGAAGCCGUCGCGCUGGCUCAGCGACUUUGUCGUCGCCCGGCCAUACCUGCCCUUCAUGGAGGUUUACCUGGAGGACGACCACCAACAGGAACUCGUUCUCAACUACUUGAGACGGGUUUACCAGGAGGCAGACCCCAAGGUGCUACCCGAAGUGAGGAGGGAUAGUAUCAAGUUCAUCUUGGACGUCUUGUUCCCCGAGGUAAAUCGCGGCCUUUUUUUAAGGAGUUGGGACACAAGGAGCUGCCUGAACUGGUGCUACCAGCACUGGUUGGCAGCUGCUCUCCGGGAUUUCACAGAUUCCCUGAAAAUGCUGCCACGGAUCAGACAUGGGAUCCUUUGUUGCUGUUGUUGUUUAGUCGUUUAGUCGUGUCCGCCUCUUUGUGACCGGCGGACCAGAGCACGCCAGGCCCUCCUGUCUUCCAGUGCCUCCCGCAGUUUGGUCAAACUCAUGCUGGUAGCUUCAAGAACACUGUCCCACCAUCUCAUUGUCUGUCGUCCCCUUCUCCUUGUGCCCUCCAUCUUUCCCAGCAUCAGGGUCUUUUCCAGGGAGCCUUCUCUUCUCAUGAGGUGGCCAAAGUCUUGGAGCCUCAGCUUCAGGAUCUGUCCUUCCAGUGAGCACUCAGGGCUGAUUUCCUUCAGAAUGGAGAGGUUUGAUCUUCUUGCAGUCCAUGGGACUCUCAAGAGUCUCCUCCAGCACCAGAAUUCAAAAGCAUCAAUAUGGGAUCCUUAGCACCACGCCACUAAGCUGCGGUUCUCCCCCUAAAGACGAACUAAGAUUCUAGCCCUGACGAUUUUGAAUAAGGUGCUGAUUUUACACAAGGUCAGUUAGAUCCUCGGUCAAUAUUGCCCACACUGGCUGGCAGCGGCUCUCCAGGGUCUCAGCCCUACCUGGAGAUCAAACUUUCUGCAUGCAAAAGGGGUGCUCUAACCACUGAGCCACGGCCCUUCCUUUGCAUUCCAGAACCCUUCCUCCUUGAAUGUGUCAAACAUAAAAAGGUAAAGGGACCCCUGACCAUUAGGUCCAGUCGUGGCUGACUCUGGGGUUGCGGCGCUCAUCUCGCUUUACUGGCCAAUGGAGCCGGGGCGUACAGCUUCCGGGUCAUGUGGCCAGCAGGACUAAGCCGCUUCUGGCAAACCAGAGCAGCGCACGGAAACACUGUUUACCUUCCCACCGGAGCGGUACUUAUUGAUCUACUUGCACUUUGAGGUGCUUUCGAACUGCUAGGUUGGCAGGAGCAGGGACCGAGCAACGGGAGUUCACCCCGUCACUGGGAUUCGAACCGCCGACCUUCUGAUCGGCAAGUCCUAGGCUCUGUGGUUUAACCCACAGCGCCGCCCGCGUCCCUGUGUCAAACAUACUUACAAAUUUUCUUCCUCUUCGCCCCCAGGCCAUCAUCUACGCCAUUUCAGCCGUGGACCAUAUCGACUACAAGAAAGCGGAAGAGAUAUACUUGAGAGGGCCUCUGGUGAGCCAAAGGUAACUCCUUCCGUCGCUUCUUAUCUAUAACGGCUUUGGGGAAACUUGCAAAAAAGGGCAAGAAUGCCCUAGUAUUGCUGAGUUCCCCCUCUAGUUGUGGUUGGCUUAAAAAAAAGGUAAAGGUAAAGGACCCCUAGAUGGUUAAGUCCAGUCAAAGGCGGCUAUGGGGUUGCGGCGCUCAUCUCGCUUUCAGGCCGAGGGAGCUGGCGUUUGUCCGCAGACAGCUUUCCAUGUCAUGUGGCCAGCGGGACUAAACCGCUUCUGGCGCAACAGGACACCGUGACGGAAACCAGAGCGCACGGAAACGCCGUUUACCUUUCCGCUGCAGCAGUACCUGUUUAUCUACUUGCACUUUGACAUGCUUUCGAACUGCUAGGUUGGCAGGAGCUGGGACAGAGCAAUGGGAGCUCACCCCUUCGCGGGGAUUCGAACUGCCGACCUUCCGAUCGGCAAGCCCAAGAGGCUCUGUGGUUUAGAUCACAGCGCCACCCUGCGUCCCCAGUUGGCUUAAUCAUAUACUCCAUGAGUUUCCCACAAAUGCAUCUGUGGUCAGAGCAAUUCAGGUAAAGAAACAGCAGCACCUCUGGCAUUUCCUCCCUGCGAGAAGCGAGGUUGCAGGGAACCAGACAGAGGGCCUUCUCGGUGGUGGCGCCCACCCUGUGGAAUGCCCACCCAUCAGAUGUCAAGGAAAUAAACAACUACCUGACUUUUAGAAGACCUCUGAAGGCAGCCCUGUUUAGGGAAGUUUUUGACGUCUUAUCGUGUUUUUAAUAUUCUGUUGGGAGCCGUCCAAAGUGGCUGGGGAUGCCCAGCCAGAUGGGCGGGGUACAAAUAAUAAAUUAUUUUAAAAAAUAAGAAAUUGUCCAGUAGCACCUUAGAGACCAACUAAGUUUGUUCCAGGUAUAAGCUUUCGUGUGCAUGCACACUUCUUCGGACGACUUCAUGCAUGCACACGAAAGCUGAUAUCCAGAACAAACGUACUUGGUCUCUAAGGUGCUACUGGACAAGUUCUUAUUUUUUUAAAUUUAUUUCGACUGUGUCAGACCAACACGGCUACCCACCUGAAUCUAAUAAAUUAUUAUAUCAUUCCAAACGUCCACGUCUUUAGCAAAAUUUAGUCUGCUGUUGCUGUGGUAUUGAAGACGAGCCUCCGUUAACUUCUCCACACAUUACUGUAUUAAUUUUUGAAUCCAUGAGCUUAGAUUUUGUUCUGUGUCCCCCGCCGCCCCCCUUUUCUGUCUCUUUAUCCUUCAGGGAAAGAGAAAUCUUCGAGGAAGAAAUCCUAGAAAAGAAGAGAAGGCGGAAUCUGCAGAACACGAGGCCUUCUCCGGAAGCCAGCCUGUGAAGCCUUUUCCCCUCGUCCCCAACAAGUUCUGCACCAGACUUGUGACAUGAAAUAGGAAGUGCGUAUUCUGUAUAGGACACGAGAGCCUUUAUUUUUAAAUAUAUAUGUGUGUGUGUGUAUCAAAUAUACUGUAAGAAGUACAUGUGAUACCAGAACCACGACAAUCCCGUCAGAGCAAACUGGACUAUUGUGGCAGUGAAACCCUCUCUCUCUCUCUGCCUUGAGAGCAGCCCAAAAAUAAAUAAUAUAUCGGUGUUUGUGACGCCCUUGGUGAUGGCUUGUGCAGGAACCGGUGGCGGUUUGAGAGAGGACUUACUCCCCUGGUGCCAACAAACCCAAUGUUUUGAACUACAACCCCAGGCUGAUGGGAGUUGUAGCGCAAAACAUUUUGAACGGAUGUCUGCCCUGCCAGCUCCUGCUCCUGGCGGACCUCCACGUCUCAGUUAACGCUGGAAGCAAAAAAUAAAUUAAAAAUGCGUGUGUUCAUUGUUCAUAGGAAACGCUUUUACCCCUCUCCCCUUUUAAAUGGCCUCCAGAGGCUUCUCUGGAUCCCAAAGAGGAAAAAACGUUGCUGUACAUUCCGCUGUCGUCGUCUAAAAUCCCGUUCGCCCUGCUUUUGGCAAAGGUUUCUAAAAGCUGGAGGGGCAUCAAAUUAGGGGCUUUUGCUUCCCCAGGAAUCACCUCUGUUAGGUUCACAGUCUUCCAUCCCCAAUCCCGUUAUGAAUUUUAAAACCCAGCCGGCGCAGUUGUUAUUAAUUUGAUGUGAGCUAAAACAGCCUUAAACCUUCUUCCACCCGUACCGAAUCGUUCCAUCCUUACUCCAUCUUUUAAGCUUCUUGUGCAAAAUUCUCUCUUUCUUUUAAUCAAACAAUAAAACUUCUCAAAACCA
Messenger RNA from Podarcis lilfordi (Lilford's wall lizard), 21433 nucleotides. NCBI's taxonomy places the organism in Eukaryota, Metazoa, Chordata, Lepidosauria, Squamata, Lacertidae. The record is from the annotation of a GenBank genome assembly.